Messenger RNA from Monopterus albus (swamp eel), 3258 nucleotides. RefSeq names its product phospholipase D family, member 7 (gene pld7). NCBI's taxonomy places the organism in Eukaryota, Metazoa, Chordata, Actinopteri, Synbranchiformes, Synbranchidae. The coding region runs from base 196 to 2793 and encodes 865 amino acids. Gene Ontology annotation, molecular function: catalytic activity. The transcript is spliced from 12 exons. The record is from RefSeq and is a predicted model, not a curated record.
AUUAUAGGUCACACAGAAUGGUGUUUUCAUAACUGUAGCAGUUGUUCAAUGCAGAUUUUAUUUACCACAUCUCGCAAUAUUCGGUUUCCAUAGUGGAGUGUCAUUACAUCUGCAGACAAACGUGACUGUUCUGCGCGCUCGAUCCGUCCGUUAAUCUCGUGUCAGGACGGUGCUGCAUUAUUAAAGCGGUCCGAGAUGGCGAUGGUACUACGAUCCAGAAAAUCCAUUCACCGCAGGCAGGCAAUGCCCGACACAACACCCGUAGGACAAAGAAGAAAAUCAACCCGCCUCCGCAGGAAAACUCACGUUACGUACGAGGAGUUGGAUAAGUCAGACUCGGACUCUACCCUGAGCCAAGUGAUGGAGAUACAUGAGAGGCCGCUGCCCGAGCUGGAUGACGAGGCAGACCUACCGGAACUGAAGCAUUGUAGUGUUGUACUGGACCAUCUAAGAGUUGAUGACAAGGCUGCAAAUAAAGAGCUUGAGGAAAAAGAAGACAUGAAUCGCAAAGGUGGGAAACCCUUAUCCCGGAUUCCUACUUUCCAUAAGCGACCAGCCAGUGCCACCCAGAGCACGGAGCUGCCUGUCCCCAGAAAAGAUACUCCUGUCCAUGUAGCUCAGCCUCUUGAGAAGGCUAGUAGUGGAAGUGCAGAGUCUUUGAAGUCCAAACCGGCUGAUGUCAGAGAAACGGCGCUCACCCUUCCUUCAAUUCGAGUCCCCAGGAUCAGCUCUGAAGCCCCCUCUUCGUUCAGCAGCAUAGAACAUGAUACCACGAAACCUCAGAGCACCCUAAUUACAGCACCCAAAAGCCGAAGUUUGCCUGAGUCUCUUAUGACUGCAAGCCCCAGGCCGGCCCUCAGACCAGAGCAAGGGACAGAGCAGCAUUUACCAGAGCAAGACAAGAGCAAAACCUCAGAAACAGAAGCUGUUUCCACACCAGACACCCCUGUAAGCACCCUUCCACAUCAGGCACCUCUCAGACAGAAGCCCCUGGAAGACACAGCAGAAAAGGAUGAGGUCGACAUUAUAAGCAAGCAUUCCUUCGCAGCCCCUGGAGAUACUGAAAAGUCUGAGGAGAUCGCCCGCACCCAAGUAGAUGCUAUUAUGGAUGAAGAGCCACCGUGGCAGAUGGAGCCAACAAACACACUUCAAUUAAAAGACAGUAGAUCGUCAUCAGAUGAUGAAUGUGAAGAGGAUUCAGCAGGUGAAAUGUCUGAGGGUCAUGAUUCAGAGCAGGUCGAGGAUCAUCAUAAGUCCCAUUUAAGCAAGUCAGAGAUCUCAGAUGUUGCAGAGAGAAUGGAUGAACCCAGCUCCCCUGCAGCACCAGAGAAGACUACUAAAGCCAGAUCGCCCAAGUCAACUAAGCAGAGCUCUGGAUGCUCCAGUUUUGUCUUCUGCUGCUUGCUGCCCACCACCUUGCUGCUUCUAGGAGGGCUCACUCAGCAUGUUUGGCACUAUGGGCUUCCCACAUCUGUAGCUCAGCUCACAGCUCAGCUGGAACUGCACUGGUUGGAGGGCUUUGGCUUAGCACAGGAGCCCUGCAGCACCGAUUGUCGAGUUCACCUGGUGGAGAGCAUCCCUGUGGAUAUCUACCCGUCCUCUCCCUCAUCUAGACCGAGCAUCGCAGACAGCUGGCUGCAUCUGCUGGACAAGGCCAAUCGCUCCGUCCACAUUGCCGCUUUCUACUUCACACUACGAGGCAGCGAUUUGGAACUCGCUGACUCCACUGACUCUCAGGGAAGAAAGGUCUUUGAGCACCUGAAGCAGCUUGAAUCCAAAGGCGUGAAUCUCCAGAUUGCCGUCAAUGCCCCUCAGACCUCAAGCCAAGACACAGAAGAACUGGCUGCAACGGGUGCAGAAGUCCGAGAGAUAGAUCUCAAUGCUGUAACUGGGGGCAUCGUCCACACUAAGCUGUGGGUGGUGGAUCAAAAGCACUUCUACUUGGGCAGCGCCAACAUGGACUGGCGCUCUCUAAGUCAGGUGAAGGAGGUGGGUCUGUCAGUGGAGGACUGCAGCUGUCUGGCUCAGGACGCCUAUCGUAUCUUUGGUGUGUACUGGAGCAUCGGCGGUGGGAACAACGGUUCCCUGCCCCCAUACUGGCCUUCUCGGCUCUCUGCCCUGUCCAGUUCCCAGAAUCCCCUACACCUGAAGUUUAAUGGAGUACCUGCUCAAGUCUACCUCUCUAGCGCCCCUCCACAAAUCUCAGCCCGUGGCCGCUCUGACGACCUUUCCACCAUCUUGUCUGUCAUCAGCGAUGCCCAGAAAUUCAUUUACAUCUCUGUCAUGGACUACCUUCCUCUGUCUCAGUACACUGAACCACUGAGGUUCUGGCCCGCCAUCGACUCGGCUCUGCGUGCCGCAGCUUGCACCAAAGGGGUGCAGGUCAGACUGAUGGUUAGCUGCUGGGAGCACUCGCCUGCCUCCAUGUUCACCUUCCUGCAGUCACUGCUGGUGCUCAACAGGCCUCCGCUGAGAUGUGCCAUUGACGUGAAAAUCUUUACAGUGCCUUCAACGGCAGAGCAGAUGAAGAUCCCCUUUGCACGAGUCAAUCACGCCAAGUACAUGGUUACAGACAGAGUGGUCUACAUAGGGACGUCCAACUGGUCCGAGAACUACUUCACGCAGACUGCUGGUGUGGGCUUGGUGGUAAACCAGACGGGAUCAGAGGUUGGAAAAGGCCAGCAGACUCUGCAGAGCCAAGCAGAGGAGCUCUUCCUCGGAGACUGGAGGUCCCAGCAUGCCAGAGCGCUCCCUGCAGACAACGUGGACAUCUGCCCUCUAAGCCACCACUGACGGUUUACUGCUCAAUAAAGCAUGUUGCCUUGCAGAUGAGUAUCUUACUUGCACUUGAACUAUAUUUUACUUGUGCAAAAAUCAAUCAGCUUGCUGUGCUGUGUGAAUAAACAGUUUGCUUUGUGGCUGUUUCCUGAUAGCUGCCUUUUUCUGUAUAUAAUUGCACUGUUGUAUAGUUUGAGAAUUAUUAUUUUUUUUACUCUGCUUUCUUACAUGAGUUGAGGCAUGUGAGAACAUGCUUUGUACAGUUUAUUUUAUGCCUGGAGCAAUAUGUAUAUUUUCCCUAAAAAUAUUGAUGCCAAGCUUUAAACAGUCUUGUGCAGGAAAUCAAACCUUUCCAAAAGAUGUGUACGCCAUGGCCAUGUUUACACUGCAGGCAUCUUUUGUUUGCAGUAAAUGUCAAUGUUCUAUUUAAUCUUCCAAUGUACUGUUUCAGUACAAAUAAAGCCUGCUCGCUAGUUGUGA